Messenger RNA from Enterobius vermicularis (human pinworm), 891 nucleotides. The record is from the annotation of a GenBank genome assembly. NCBI's taxonomy places the organism in Eukaryota, Metazoa, Nematoda, Chromadorea, Rhabditida, Oxyuridae.
AUGGAUUUACGGAAGUGUAAAUGUCACAGACUAGUGGUUAGCCUUAGUGAAACGUUAAAGAACGAAAAUUUUGAAUUGCAGUUUCGGAAGGCUGUACAAUGUAUUACCGAAGAAGAAUUGAUGAAAGUUCAAAAGUUUCGAUAUCAGCAGGAUGCGUUGGCUUCCCUGUUAGGUCGGUUAUUCUUGAGACAGGCUACAAAACGGUUGUCGGGAUGCGAUUGGAAAGAUAUUGAAUUUGGUAGAACAGAAAAAGGAAAACCUUACCUAAAAAAUCCACCAAACAUUAAGUUCGGUAUUAAUGUUUCACAUCAAGGUGAUUAUGUUGCAUUUGCUAGCAGCUGCACUCCAAAGGUUGGUGUGGACUGUAUGAGGCUAGACAAAGAACGAAAUAAUAAAACUGCAGAUGAAUACAUCAAUUCUAUGGCACGUUCAGCAAGCUCUGAGGAGCUGCUGAUGAUGCGCUCACAACCGACAGAAGCGAUGAAAAUGGCAUAUUUUUAUAGAUAUUGGUGCUUGAAAGAAGCAAUUCUUAAGGCUACUGGAGAGGGACUGUUGUCAGACUUGAGUCGUCUGGAUUUCCGUAUUGAUAAAGAUGAACGGUACCAUCGAAAAUGUUUCAUUACUUCAACAACGGUGCUUUUGGAUGGUAAACCACAGGAUCAGUGGACGUUUGAAGAAUCUUUUAUUGACGAUAAACACGUCGGCGCUGUUUGUCGAGAGAAAAUUAUGCCACGUUGUUGUAUGUUUCGUGAAGACCCAGAAGCGCGACUUCACUUUGGUCAUAUUAACGUAGAGUUUUUGUUGGAUGGUGCUACUGUGCUCAAUCCUUUGCCAUUCGAUGGUGCAAAUGAAUGGGACGAUUUUAAAGAAAAGCUGAAGAAGACAUUUUAA